This is a messenger RNA of Cavia porcellus (domestic guinea pig), 1177 nucleotides long. Its product is annotated as zinc finger protein 79-like. Gene Ontology annotation, biological process: regulation of transcription by RNA polymerase II. Lineage: Eukaryota; Metazoa; Chordata; Mammalia; Rodentia; Caviidae. The transcript is spliced from 2 exons. Bases 1 to 951 code for a protein of 316 amino acids. The record is from RefSeq and is a predicted model, not a curated record. Gene Ontology annotation, molecular function: RNA polymerase II cis-regulatory region sequence-specific DNA binding; DNA-binding transcription factor activity, RNA polymerase II-specific.
AUGUUUGUGGAAGAAGAUGAAGGGACCCGGGCGGUGUACUUGGAGGUUAAGGGAACUGUGAAAAGCUGUUGUAAGUCUCAUCCAAAAUACGCUGAAUGUCAGAAAACUGAUACUGUUGAGACACCCCACAAGUGUAAAGAAUGUGGCAAAGCCUUUAGUAGAGGCCCAUCCCUGACAAAGCAUAUGAUAGUGCACACCAGGGAGAAACCCUACAAAAGUGAGGAGUGUGGCAAAGCCUUUAACUGCGGCUGCAGACUUACUAAACACCAGAGACUCCAUACUGGCAAGAAACCCCACAAGUGUGCAGAAUGUGGCAAAGCCUUUGAUCGAAGGUCUAGGCUUAUUCAACACCAAAGACUUCAUACUGGCGAGAGACCCUAUAAAUGUGAGAAAUGUGGUAAAACCUUUGUUGGAAGCACAAGCCUAACUCGACACCAGAGAGGUCAUACUGGGGAGAAACCCUACAAGUGUGCAGAGUGUGGGAAAACCUUUGAUCGAAGCUCCAGACUUCUUCAACACCAGAGAAUUCACACUGGGCAGAAACCCCACAAAUGUGUGGUAUGUGGCAAGACCUUUGACCAAAGCUUAAGCCCUAUUCAGCACCAAAGAGUUCAUACCAGCAAGAAACCCCACAAGUGUGCAGAAUGUGGCAAAGCCUUUGAUCGAAGGUCUAGGCUUAUUCAACACCAGAGACUCCAUACUGGUGAGAAACCCUACAAGUGUGCAGAAUGUGGCAAAGCCUUUGAUCGAAGGUCUAGGCUUAUUCAGCACCAGAGAGUUCACACUGGUCAGAAACUGUACAAAUGUGCAGAAUGUGGGCAAGCCUUUAAUCAAAGUUCAAGCCUUACUCAACACCAGAGAGUCCAUGCUGGAGAGAGACCCUACAAAUGGGAAGGAUGUAGGAAAGCCCUUGAUCAAAGCUCCAGACUUCUUCAAUACCAGCUUUCAUAGUGUACCCACAAAUGUAAGAAUGUGGUAAAGCCUUUGCUGGAUGCUGCCCUGUUAGUUCAGUAUAGGACACCUUGAACUGGAGGUCUCCUCUUAGAAGCUGUCCAAUCACUGACCCCUGGAUAUAAAUUUCCACAUUUACUUUUCUGUAUGCACAGCUGGGCUCAGAUCCAUGCUGAAGUCUCUUCCUUUGUCAACACUGCUGAGUAAACUCAGUCUUUGCUGCCUU